AUGGCCACAAAAAACUCAUUUUACUUUCUUAUUUUCUUUCUCAUCAUUGCUUUAAACUUCAUUAAUACCUUAGCCACUUAUCAUAAUUCUGAUGAUAAUAAUACUGCAAAAUGGUUACAUAUUUGGCCAUUUGUUCCACCAUCACCACCACCACCUUCAUCAAUUGGUCAUUUUCCUAAAUUUCCAUUCACAAGAUCAUCAAUAUUUCCAUGGCCGCGGUUUUUGCCUCCUUAUUCCCCGAUUAAUAAAAAAAGUCUCGAUGACAUAAGCAUGAUCAACAGUCAGAACGUGUUGAAAAAGAAAUCAUGUGCCUCAAUCGUUGAAAAAUGUAUAUUUUGCGUUCGUCGUAGAUGUUUUUUCUCCUAUGAUUGUUGUGAGGUUGUUAGUGAAUUUGGUCAUGAGGGAUGUAACAAGUUUUAUGAAUAUGCCAUGAUUAAAAAUAAAUGUGCAAUUAGCCCAUUAGCUGCUCCUCCUCUUUCAACUUAAGAAAACUUAGUGAA
Molecule: messenger RNA, 500 nt
Organism: Solanum tuberosum (potato)
Lineage: Eukaryota; Viridiplantae; Streptophyta; Magnoliopsida; Solanales; Solanaceae
Exons: 1
Coding region: 1-486 (161 amino acids)
Source: RefSeq, a predicted model, not a curated record